CUGCCAACAACAAAGACACCAUGACAACAUUAGAUGGGUUUCCAGCCAGUUUUUAUGGUGAACCAGGAGUGUUAGGAAUAUUAUCCAACGGGAUCAGUGCAUUCCUUGUACUUCUACAGAACUUCAAUACUGCACACACUGGCGAUGCACCAGUGGGAGUGGCUAACAUACUUCAAGGUGUUCAUCUGAUCCUGAUUGGUGGUAUAUGCCAGCUGGUGGCUGGCUUGCUCUCCUUUAGAAAAUAUGAUCAUCUGAGUGGCACUGCCUUUGUUGGCUAUGCUGCUCUGUGGGGCAGUUAUGGUGCCACCCGUAUCUUCUUUGGUGCAUUAGCCGAAACUCCUACAACAGCACUUAUGCAAUAUCAUAAUACAUCAGUAUCAGUAAUGAACAGCUCAUACUUGUCCACCAGCAUGACGAGCAACAUAUCUUCAAAUGCCACCACAGCGAUCCCAGUUUGGUAUUUAUACCUGUCCAUAAAAGAGUCGGCAAUCGCUGGUCUGGUUCCCUAUGUCCUCCUGUCCUUUCUCCUUGCCUUCUGCUCUGCCACAGUCAAUUAUAUCAUGCCUUUUGUCUUUGGAGCCAUCACAGCCACAUUAAUUUUUGAAGCAGUGGCUCUGAUAGCGAGUUCCUGGGCUCUUGUGAUCUCUGGGAUUCUGGAGUUAGUUAUCCUGAUUUUUGCUAUUUAUGGUUCAGCUACACUGCUUGUCAAAGGUCUGACUCAACGUCUAGUCCUCAAAGGCUUCGGUACCCCUCUCUUUAAUGUUCUCCUGCUAGGGACCGCCAACUCAGCAAGCGCUCAGAGCAUUGGCCAAGAGAAGAAGAAAAACACAAAAUAUGCAGAGCCCAUGGCCUUGGGUUUCUUCUGUGACACUAUUGCCCCCUUUAUCUUUGCAUUCUACAGCUUUGGGUACAUGAAGUCCUUUGCGUUAGGAGCUACAUGGGUCUCAAUCGUCAUAGCCGCCCAACUCUUGUCCAGCUACUAUGCCUAUAUGCGUCAAGAUUGCUACCACACCACUAAGUUUGGUCUUCAUGCCACAUAUUGGCUGAUCAAGGCUUGGGAUGAGUUUGUGUUAUCUGCUCUGGUUGUGGAGCACAGUAACAUAGCCUCAGGGAGGGAAGCAAUGGUGGGAGACUGGUUCUUUGUGGCAGCAGGAUUGGUGCUCUGCAUAGGAAGCCUGAACACAGAUGUCUUAGAAUUGAUCCACAACAUGCUGUUUGUCCUGCUCACAGUUUCAACAGUCCCCCAGAUCCCUCUCCAGGGAUACUACAUCUUUUUUGGUAUAGCGUGCGCCUUGUUCACGGCAGUCUCCCUGUAUGGUACCUUCUCACGUCUUAUCAACACCAUAGCAGAGAAGUCCCUAAUCCCUGUAGGUCCACAGCCCAUUUCCACAGACCGGUUGAAGAACGCUUUGAGCUGCAGCAGGGCCCGGGAGGGAGACCAGGAGAAGCUCCUCCAAACUGAACAGGCUUCAGACGCCCUGUUCUACCUUUCAAAUGGGGUUGCAGCUCUCUCAGCUCUUCAUACAAGUUUAUCCAGUUUAAAUCUUGCCUUCCUUCAUCUGACGGUCCCUUGGGUCUUUAUCUCUGGAACCAUCAUCCAGGCCUACGUCAGUCGGCUGCAAGUCACAGGAGGUGCCCGUUUUGGGUCAGUCCUCUCCUCCAUUUAUGUGGUGGUUUGGGCAACCUGGACCUGGUUUAGAUUUGCAGGUAAACUGCUUGAGCUUUCCACAGAGGCAGCGUAUGGUUUUACAGCAGGAGCCAUUGCUUUCCUGGUCAUGAAUGCUUUCCUUAUGUUGAUUGCUGCCUAUCGGAACCUGGUUAUGCUGUGUCUAACAGUGGUCAUGGAGGUUGUUCUGGUCUGUUUCCUGCUUUCCACUCUGCAGCGACUGCCAUAUAAACUGGAAAUGGCCAUGCUUGCAUUACUUUCAAUAAUUUGCAUAUAUGGAGUUCUGGCAUCACUGGUGAACUGCAUCUUUUCACAAACACUCCUUCCAAUGGGCCCUCCCUUAAUAAAGGUGCAAGUGAAGCGGGACUCUGCUGUAGAGUUACCAUGUCCUGCAGUUAAUUCACGACUCACCAGUAGUCUCCUGAAGAUUGCUGGCCUUCUGGGGGAAGGAGGAGUGUGUGGUAUUCCCACAGACACUGUUUAUGCCCUGGCUGCAUCGUGCAAGAAUCCUCAAGCAAUAGAGAAAAUUUACAAUAUUAAAGACAGACCAGCAGAGAAGCCCAUCUGCAUUUGCAUCUCUAAUGUUGAGCAGCUGGUAGCAGCAAAGCCUCCUUUCAGUCCUUUGCUUUGGGAGUUUAUGAGGAAUGUGUAUCCAGGAGGAAUCAGCUGCAUUGUGAGCAAAGGAGACUGGCUGCUUAAACUUGGUGUGGGACCAGCUUAUGAUCGUGUUGGUACCAAGGAUAGCAUCAUGAUCCGUGUGCCUGACCAUACGGUGACCAGCCACCUAUGUGACAUCACUGGACCCCUCGCCAUCACCUCAGCAAAUCCCAGUGGAGAAGCAGACAGCACCCACCACAGCAUGGUCAUCAAUCGACUGGGACACAAGAUCCAAGGAGUUCUCUGUGAUGGGGUAUCAAAUCAAGUUGUUGCUUCCACUGUGGUCAACUGCCUGAAAAUUGAUGAAGGGACCAUCACUAUUGUGAGGGAAGGCUGUGUCCCUGCAGUAAAAGUCCGACAGAUCUUUGACAGAGUGAAAAGCACCAUGGUGUGAUUUUCUUGCACCUCAUUUCUCUCCUUCAGAGAGUCUCGUCAUACCCGGCUCCCAGCAAGAUCAGCUUCUUCGGCUCCUUCAUUUUUAUUCAACAAUGACAGGGAUGUUUUUGAACAAUAUGAAAAAUUGAAUAUAAAAACAAACAAAAUUCUGGAAUUCACUGCUCAGUAAUUAUUUUAUUUAUUGUGGGCAAGAAGUUAGCGCUGUUAGAGCUGGAGUUUUGUUUGUUUUGGUCCCUUCCGAUGUUCACAUUUUGAAGUAGUGCACACUUCUAUUAUUGUUCGCAAAAACACAGUAAAAGCUAGAGUAAAGUUGGUUGCAUAUGUGUGUAACUGUGGAUGUUUUGGCAACUGUUACAAUAACAUAACCAAAAACAAAACAGUACUCUUAUUUAUGUUAGUUAACUGAAUAUUAAAAUAUCUUCACGAAAUGACUGUUAUAAAUUGUUAAUGGUUCAAAAAUAUCUGUUUAUAUAUUUAAAACAAAUGUUGAUGUGGAUUUUCACACUAAUUUUCAGGGUGAAAUAAUCAAACUUCUCUCCUCUCACUGUAUAUAUUUUUGAGUUAUCUUGUGCUGAAUAAAUCUAUGAAAAU
Scatophagus argus is the source of this 3310-nucleotide messenger RNA. RefSeq lists its product as uncharacterized. The transcript has 10 exons. The record is from RefSeq and is a predicted model, not a curated record. Gene Ontology annotation, biological process: regulation of translational fidelity. Gene Ontology annotation, cellular component: membrane; cytoplasm. Lineage: Eukaryota; Metazoa; Chordata; Actinopteri; Scatophagidae. Gene Ontology annotation, molecular function: tRNA binding; double-stranded RNA binding; nucleotidyltransferase activity. Bases 21 to 2717 code for a protein of 898 amino acids.